Zychaea mexicana is the source of this 2291-nucleotide messenger RNA. RefSeq lists its product as uncharacterized. The record is from RefSeq and is a predicted model, not a curated record. NCBI's taxonomy places the organism in Eukaryota, Fungi, Mucoromycota, Mucoromycetes, Mucorales, Lichtheimiaceae. The coding region runs from base 101 to 2131 and encodes 676 amino acids. The transcript has a single exon.
UAUUACUACACACUACCACUAUCGCCUUCAGCCGUACUCGCCUCUCUCUCUCUCUCAUUUUUCUUUCUUUUUGUGUACAUAAUAUACUCUUCUCCUCCAAAUGCUAGUUGGAAUUCCACAGCUACCGUUGGCACUCGUAGUGGUAGUUGUAUGUCUUGCUUUAUUGUGCGGUGACCGAGUGUUGGUGUCGGUGGAAGCUCAGUCAACGACGACAACGACAACGGCGGCGUGUCAGAAUCUUUGGAAUCACUUUGUCGGCCCCAGCAACAACAGGAUUGAUUCUUGUUGCAACGUAACGUAUGGAACUCUCCAUGUCGGUUGUAAUGACCAACAAGAAAUCACAACCUUAGACUACAGUUCACCAGGAGGACAACAAAGCAGCAACAACGAUAGUAAUAGUAACAAGUGCAACAAUGCUACUCUUCCUGUUCUCUCGGAAUUGGUCAUGCUUGAACACUUGACGUUGAACUAUUAUGUUGAUCAAACUGCAUGUCCGUCGUUUUUCUCUUUUGCUUUAUUCAACAAUCUUACUCGGUUGUCGACGCUAGCAAUCCGAGGCACUCAAUUUUUGUCGUCGUUGUCUGGUGAUAUAAGCAACAACACAACCAACAACAACAGCUCGGUGAGAACCCUCGACCUCUCCGACAGCAACAUGUUUCCAUCAUGGAUACGUGAUAUGUUUCCAUCUGUCAACAACUUGAUCAUGCUAGGCAAUAGUUGGCAGCAAAGCAGCAGCAGUAAUGCAACUUUUACGGCUAUUUCUUCUUUUUGCAAACUAUUAUCGAAUCUUACACUGGAUGUCACUUCAAUGGCGGCAUCGACGACGUCAACGACCGCGAGCAACAGUACUACAUGGUUGUCGAGUUGUACAAACUUGACACAGCUGGACAUUCGACUCGACCUACCAAACUAUGACGUCUCUGAGUGGCUCGGAUCCAUCAUUCCACCACUCUCGGCUUUGCAAAAUCUCACAGUUAUAGCCAGCAAUUCGCAACGACACGCGACGUUUCCGAUAUGGCUGAGCCAAUUGACGCAUCUGUCGUCGCUCACAUACCAUGCCAGCAUUGUCGAUAGGAUGCCGUCCAACGUACUUGCUAGCUUGCCGUUGACAGAAUUGGAUUUGGCUGGUGGUGGUAAUGGCAUAUACGGCGACUUACCUGACGCCCUGUCAAGUGUACAGCUGAGCAAUGUUGAUUUGUCUGGCAACGACUUAUCAGGCAAAAUACCAGCUGGAUUGAGCGACACGGGCUCUUGCGACUUGGACGGCAAUCCCAUCAUGUGUUCCGGAAUUGGCAAUUCGUGGGACGUAUGUCAGCACUGCAAUUUAGUGCCAGGUUUUGGCAGUAUCAUGCGACGCUACAUGAUCCAAUGGAUCGUCAUUGGGACGUGCCUUUUCUUGAUUUUAUGCAUAUGGACUUACAUCACAAUGAAAAAGCAUCAGCAGACAUCAUUCGCCGUUUGGCUCAGCAUAUUCUAUUCUGCUUUCAGUGCUGUGAACCUUUUCACAACCAUUGUCCAUCUCGGUUUACGGAUCCCUUCCUAUACUACGUCGUUUUGCGUGCUUGUCGUCACCACCAUCAUUUACCUUCUUGUUAACGCAUAUCUCUACCGUUACUGCUGUCGACGUUUCAGUAUUCUCGUUAUUCGGCGCACCUGGCCCGUAUUUCUGUUUUGUACACUCGACUUGAACAAUUUCGGCCUCUAUGAGAUCCGGAUGCUCAACCUCUCUGCUUAUCGGUUACCGAUCGAUCAUCGCGUGCCAACAGUUUUGAGCUGGAUCAAGGUGCUGAUUGCAGAUGUGCCGCAUACUGCUGUGGCCAUUUUCUUAAUGAUGCUGCAUGCCCCUGUAGCAUCCGUGCUACUGACCUGUAUCACCAGCGGACUCGGCAUCGUGCGCGCUAUUGUCCAGAUUUUCAUGAUUACCUGUCUCGCACGUAGUCAUCGCAGAUUUCAUCCAAUGACCCGGUCGUCUCCGGGCGACGAUGAAGAUGAGGAUCACCUUCAUCAUCAUGAUCAUUGUCAAACAGCAUCACCCGGUAGCAAGGACGAAACCAAAUUUACUACCGCCGAAUCAUCCAUCCCCAACAAUACCCGAAAUGACCAAGUAGAGUUAACUCAUCUGAUAAAGUAGAUAACCGUACACACGUCUUUGUAAAUCUAUAUUCACUCAUACAUCUAUAUAUAUAUGCAUACCUUACCAUUAUCUUCCCUAGUCACACUCAAUGUUUCAUAACCAUCAACAUCUUCUUUUUCUUAUAUUUCUGUAUAGUCAUUUUGCAUUAAACAUUACU